AUGUGUUGUUUGCCCCACCAAGAUUUACAUGCUAACAUUUCCACUGCUAACAGAUAUUGUAGAGUUUAUGAGAAUUUGGCACUCUACGGGGGAAUUUCAUGAGGCAAUAUCUAGGGCUCGUCAAUGUCUAAUCUUAGAAUACAUCAUGGUGUCUGAAAGAGAGGACAUAGUAAUUCAUUUAAACUGUGUUUUACACAGAGUCUUCAAAAUAAAACAUGGUGCAGAAGCUAUUGAAUUUAUUUGAUGUAGAAACCCAACAGAAAACACAGUGACGUUCAUUCAAGGGCACCAGAAAUUCAAAAUCAAGGUCUUGUUAUGCAACUGUGUGUGUGUGUGUACCCUGGGGAGACAAAUCCUGAUAAAUCCAAGACAUUGACCCACUAUUACCUUGGGUUUAGAGAUUAUUAUCUCUAUAAUGCCAUCUGUCAAGGUGCAGUUAGUUUUUACCCGGAACUAUGUAUGCAGCUGUAUUUUCAGGACGAGACACUUUGGACGGAACACAUGAUAAACGAGCACACACCGCCGGAAGAGAUGAAGUGAAUGAUAAUCCCGCCCGUAAUCCAUUCCUGUCCUAGUGCCUUGUCUCGUCUGCAUUUCACGUUAUGACCAAAACUCAGUCUGGACCAAACUACAAGCUAGUCUCGCUAGCCGCCUACCAAAGAGACAUUUCCCGGACGAUUGAUGAUUUGUGAAGAUGAGCACUCAUAAAGCUGCGUUGUGCAAGGUCCAGAUUUUAAAGUUAUUUCUGACUUCGGCAAGGUGCGUGAGGAUCACACGAUUCUAUGGUGUGUGUGGACUUUCCACCUCCACACCUGCCUCCAGCCCCAAGGUGUGCAUAGUUGGAGGUGGCCCAGCUGGCUUCUACACUGCACAACACCUAGUCAAGACUCGGACAGAUGUUCAGGUGGACAUCUACGAGCGUCUACCCGUCCCCUUCGGCCUGGUCAGAUUUGGGGUGGCCCCCGACCAUCCAGAGGUCAAGAACGUCAUCAACACCUUCACCCAAACGGCCCAGCAUGCCAGGUGUAGUUUCCAUGGCAAUGUGAGAGUGGGGAAGGACGUCACUGUGGAGGAGCUUCAAGAAGCCUACCACGCUGUGGUUCUGAGCUAUGGAGCGGAGGGGAACAGGACUAUGGGUGUACCGGGGGAAGACUUGGCUGGGGUGUACUCUGCCAAAGACUUUGUCGGCUGGUACAAUGGGCUGCCUAGAAACAGAGAGCUUAGGCCGGAUCUGAGCUGUGAGACGGCUGUAAUUCUGGGGCAGGGUAACGUGGCACUGGAUGUUGCAAGGAUGCUGCUAUCUCCUAUAGAUAUUCUGAAGAAGACUGAUAUCACCCAGCAUGCACUAGAUGCCCUGGCAGAGAGCAGUGUCCGCAGGGUGCUCAUUGUGGGGCGCAGGGGACCCCUACAGGUGGCCUGCACUAUUAAGGAGCUGAGAGAGAUGGUGAACCUGCCUGGCACCAGACCAGAGAUGGAGGCGUCUGAGUUUGAGGGCAUAGCAGAAACUCUUAAAUCGCUGGCCAGGCCCAGGAAGCGUCUGACCGAGCUGCUGCUGAAGGCUGCAAUAGAGACUCCAGGGGAGGAGGAGUUAGAGAAACGGAACAGGGCAGAGCGGGCCUGGGGAUUCCGCUUCCUCCGGAGGCCCCUGGAGGUCCUCCCCUCCACUGACCUCAUCAGGGCCGCAGGGAUACGAUUGGCUGUCAACCGGCUGGAGGGCGACGGUGAGGGGGUGAGGGCAGUGGCCACCGGUGAGGUGGAAGAUGUGGAGUGCGGCCUAGUCAUCAGCAGCAUCGGCUACAAGAGCCUUCCCAUCGACCCCGCCGUCCCCUUCGACGCCCGAAAAGCCAUCAUCCCCAACACUAUGGGCCGCGUGCAGCAGACUGCAGGUCUGUACUGCAGUGGCUGGGUGAAGAGGGGUCCCACGGGGGUGAUAGCCACCACCAUGAAUGACAGCUUUGACACAGCCAGGACUCUGCUACAGGACAUUGGCAAAGGAACACUGGAUGUAUCCACCGUCAAGCCUGGCUCACAGGGGGUCUCCGCCCUCCUGGAGAAAAGAGGUGUGAAGCCAGUUUCGUUCUCUGACUGGGAGAAGAUCGACAGUGAGGAGACGAGGAGGGGAGAGACCAGGGGAAAGCCCAGGGAAAAGAUGCUGGACGUGGGAGAGAUGCUGCAGGUAGCCCGGGCAUAGGGACAAGGGACCACACACACAGGUCAUAGGGACCAGAGGACUCGACAACCAAGAAGUGAAUAAGAACCACUGACCACACACACAACUCUGGUCCAACCCCGCUUUUUAUGCCAGCUACAGGCCACGAACUUGUCUGUCUAUGGUACACGCACAUGAUCAAUUUAGUCCCUGACCAUCAUCCAAUGCCAGUCAUACAAUACCCAAGUUCCAAGUUGACGUGCCAUAUGUAAUAAAUACACUUUACAUAGCCAGAGCUCUCAUUGAAACAAUGGUGGUGUUUCACUGCAGUACUAGUGAUUUUAAUGGUUGUGGCUUGGCGCUAAUCAAAACAGUCAGGGCCUGGUUUCCCGAUAGCGGUGGAAUUUAGGCAUACAAGUGUUUUAAUGAUGCAUCCAUAUUUGUGAAGAUGUAGUAUGUGUUUCUCAAUACACCACAGAGAGAACGUUCGCUAAGUGCGUUGUUGAGGCAUGUGUCGAUACUGAUAGGAUCGAGACAAAAAAAAGGCAGUGCUGCUCUUGGAUCAGCGUUCUCCAUUCAAAUAACACCUUAACAUUAGAAUUAUUCCACAAUACUGCCGACGGAUCAGCUCAAAGAGAGAUUAUCGCCUAUGGCUGCAAAUCUUAAAACACUGGAUUUGGCACGUCAUUGUGCACAUUAGGCUACACAUCAUGAAAUAUAUUGAGUAAAAAAAAUAGACAGUAGCCUAAUAGCAAACUAGAACUAAAUUGAAUGAACAUUGUAGUUCAGUAUGUAGGCCUAUGUAGCUGUAGGUCGACUAUUUAUCUUUUAAUGCACUCGUCUGGGUUUUCAUUUGAAGCAUAUUUUUAUCCUUUGCUUAUUUGUAAGAAUUUUAAAGACAUUGGCAACUUCAUUUGUAGUCAACUUCGUUGUGAAGUUAUCGACAGUCACAGAGAGACAAAUAUCUUGAUUCUAUGUUUAGCGGUGAUCUUCUGUGUAUAAAGUGACGCGGUAGGGAAAAACACAUCUAAUUACGCACUUAGCUGUUCGACGAGAGUGGAGUGGUCUACGCACUUAGCUGUCUAACAAGCGUUUUCAAGUGCAACUUUAGUAACGAUGGAUUUGGGAAACAGCUCGGAGAUUUAACGAUGCCCCAUGAAGGUUCUAACAAUGAAUUUAGCUUUAAGAUGCCUUAUGAAAACUGGGAUCUAGUCUCUGUUGCAUUUCCAUGAAGACUUACCCCCCCACA
Messenger RNA from Salvelinus namaycush (lake trout), 3398 nucleotides. It is a transcript of the gene fdxr, whose product is annotated as ferredoxin reductase. The transcript has 13 exons. Gene Ontology annotation, cellular component: mitochondrion. Gene Ontology annotation, biological process: ubiquinone biosynthetic process. The coding region runs from base 695 to 2191 and encodes 498 amino acids. The record is from RefSeq and is a predicted model, not a curated record. NCBI's taxonomy places the organism in Eukaryota, Metazoa, Chordata, Actinopteri, Salmoniformes, Salmonidae.